CUGCAUGCUCGAAACGCGCUUCGAUACCACGAUACCUAAAGUUCGGUACAACAGCAGAGCACCGUCUUUUGCUCGCGCCGUCCUUGAAUGGUCGCCUGUGGUGGAACAAUCUCUCAUUUCAUUGCUUUCUGAUCCCUGUGCUGCGCUCGAGCAUUUGACUGGCUCCGCCUUUGAUGAUUCGUGACACCGGCAGUAAUUAGCCGCUUGCCGUAACUUGAUCCAGACUUUGCCCGCACAUACCGAGCGAUCACGAUUGAACACGCAACUCACGAGACCAUAUUCACGACCUUGACACGAGAUACACUCGACCUUCCUGAACCACGUGCAUUCCAGUUAUUCGCACUCGAGAAGCGCAUACACAUUUGACAUUCUCGAAUCCCCAACACAUCGGCAAGACAUGACUAGAAGUACCCGACAGCAGACGAAAGCAGCAUCCUCCGAAGCCAUGGUCGCCAAGCAAGAGAAUGGGUCGGGGUCAGAUAAUGACAGUGGUGAGAAGCCCGUCCGCGAAAAGCUGCAAAAGGCUACCAUCGACGCCGAGAAAGGCUCCGCUGAGACCGAUAAUGUCAAAGGCGAAGUCAGUGCUACAUCAACAUCUCACACCGAUACGAGUGAGCAGACAGUAGAUACCACCGCUGGCUCGGUCGGCCGUCUGGAGAAGAAGAGAAGUCACGAAGACAUGGAAGAGGGUGUGGUAGAAGAGGACAGUACCACGCAACACACGCGCAAGCGAUCAAGAGAUGGCAGGGCCGAAGAUACCGAUUCUGCAGGUUCCAAGCGCAGAGUGGCUGAAGAUGAGGACACUGAUGAUCGAAAUGCAAAAAGCGGAGAUCAGCCUAGCACCGCCGAGACUAGUGCCGAGCAGAAUGACGAGCCGGCUUCUGCGGGUGACUCCACUGACGAUAAGGCAAAGGACACCACUACAAAGGAGAAACUUGAGGGCGCAGAUCAAGGCGAGCAAUCUGAGCCUUUCAAAGGCGCCAGCCUCAAGCGCCCUGGUACUCCAGAGAACAAGCUCGAAACCGACCCGGAAGCUGCUAUCAAGUCAAUCACAAGCCCCAAAUCUAAACGAUCACGGCAUCUCGAAUCGUCGGUUACAGACAAAGAGCUGAAUGGGACUGCGGCAAGCGCUGAGUCAAAAGCCGACGCCAAGGCCAGAGAACCUGAUGCUGCAAAGGGUAGCGCUCCAGAAGCUGCGGCUACGAAGGACGCCCCACCGGCAUCAGCUCUGCCGUCUCAAAGCGGUUUCGGGAACGCAUCAUCAGCAUCGCCUUUCGGCGCGCUCGGCGGGAGCAAGUUGGGCACGGAAGCAAAAUCAAACUCCUCAGACUCGUUUCAAAAAUCUGGUUUUGCUGCGCUCGCUGGAAAACCAAUGUCAGGAUUUGGCUCUCUCGGCGCGACAUCUACGGGACUUGGAAACUUUGCAUCAGGGCCGAAGGACGCGAAAUCUGGUACCAAGGAGACCGAGGCGAAGCCAUUGAGCACUUUCGGCGGCGCACUCGGGCAGAAAUCGGCGUUUGGUGCGGCCCCGGCAGGUGGCAGCGUCUUUGGCUCGGGCACUACAAAAGGUGGAUUUGGAGCAGGCUUCGGGAGUGCAGGUUUCGGCGCCCUAGCUGGUGCGCCAGGAGGGCUUUCCAGCUUCGCCAGCGGCAGGCCCGCUGCCGCACCUGCCACGAAAACGAAACCUGCCAAGGCAUUUGGGGCACCGGCAGACGACGAGGACGAGGAAGACGACAACGAAAAUGACGACGAGGACGAGGGUGAAGGCAAAGAAGGGCUUUCGACGGACCCUGAAGAGUCCGACCCUCGAUUCUUUGCUCAGGAGUCUGUUACCGGUGAAGAGGAGGAGAGGACAGAAUUCAACAACCGGGCCAAACUCUACUACUUCGGCCUUGUGGACGGUGUGAAGCAAUGGCGUGAGCGAGGCUCCGGUGUCCUGAGGCUAAAUGUAAAAAAGCCAUCUGCCGACGAGCCAGACGCACAACCGCAAGCUAGACUGCUCAUGCGCGCUGACGGCUCGCAUCGCGUCGUUCUCAACACGAUCGUGAAGAAAGAGCUCAAAUUUGGCGAUCCCCAAGGCGGGCCUCCUCAAGGCGGCUCGCUUCUAUUCAUGGGCACCAUUCCGGGAGUGGAAGAAGACAACACAGGAAAGCUAGAGCUUUUGCAAAUCAGGAUGAGACAACUCUCCACCUUGGAGCUCUACGACAAGAUUGUGAAGCUGCAAAAGGCUAUGUAAAUGCAUGCAGAGUCUAGGUGCACAGGGUGGGACCAUGGACGCGGUGGUGCUCAGGAGCAUCAGCUACGUUCCUUUGGAUCAGAGCCAUCCGCCACUCGUCCCGGAGAUUGAGCAAAUUACAUGGGAUAUAGAGACGAUAACGAUGUACGGCCUGGCGAUGUACAUGGCACGAAAGGACCAUGAGUGUAGAGCAGAGCUCGGACAACGAGAGAUGACUUUGUUUUUGACUGCCGAGGUGAUUGAGCUUCGGCAGACCUGGGAGCAAUGUAAAUGCUGAUUCUUUUGUUAUCAUUUUGUUUUGCAUGUGCAAGUAUGAAAUGACUCGCCGGUAAAUAUUGACCUAUGAUAGGUCCAGCUUCUCGGGCC
Messenger RNA from Dissoconium aciculare CBS 342.82, 2602 nucleotides. RefSeq lists its product as uncharacterized. Gene Ontology annotation, biological process: intracellular transport. The record is from RefSeq and is a predicted model, not a curated record. NCBI's taxonomy places the organism in Eukaryota, Fungi, Ascomycota, Dothideomycetes, Mycosphaerellales, Dissoconiaceae. Gene Ontology annotation, molecular function: GTPase activator activity. Gene Ontology annotation, cellular component: cytoplasm; nuclear pore. The transcript is spliced from 2 exons. Bases 398 to 2236 code for a protein of 612 amino acids.